Molecule: messenger RNA, 1845 nt
Organism: Sesamum indicum (sesame)
Lineage: Eukaryota; Viridiplantae; Streptophyta; Magnoliopsida; Lamiales; Pedaliaceae
Product: protein NRT1/ PTR FAMILY 5.5
Biological process (GO): transmembrane transport
Cellular component (GO): membrane
Molecular function (GO): transmembrane transporter activity
Source: RefSeq, a predicted model, not a curated record
UCAGACAGAGUUUCCCAGUUUCUGCCAUGUUGACUUUCUCUUGCUGGAAAGCUAAGCUUAUAUAGACAGCAUAAGUAUGCACUAAUGUAAUUCAAUGUUCACAUCAUAGGUUGAAUUCGACAGCGAAAUUAUGUACUCAAGAAUUUUGGCGGUGGUGUGGGCGGACAUAUUAGCAGGGUAUGCUCUGUGGAUGCUGAUGAUAUACUUAACUGAUGUGUGGAAGCUUAAGCUGACACAUGCUGCUGGAAUUGUCAAUGUGUUUCUGGGGUUGGUCGGAGUGAUCCCUUUUGUGCUCCAGUUCAUUGUGGACAGUUUUCUUGGCAAUUUCUGGAUUCUCCUUGCUUCCUCUCUCUCCUAUUGCGCAGGAAUGGGAAUUCUUACAAUGUCAACUCCGCCCGUCCUAGCAGACGCCCUUCGUACGUGCAACGCCAAUGUGCCUGAAUGCAUCAGCAACACCCACCGUAUGCUCUUUUUUGCUGCAGUAGUUCUAAUAGCAGUCGGGAUAUCAGGUCAUUCUGUUUGUCUUGGGAGUUUCCUGAUUGAGCAAUCUGUGGAGGUAGGAAUCAUUGAUUUCAGCGGACGGUCACUUUUGACCAUGUUUGCUGGAAACUGGCCGACAUUCGUUUUCACCGUUAUAGUAGCUUUUGCACUUCCUUACAUAAAGCCCUGGUCGCUCCGAUUUGGAAUUCCAGCAAUUUUCAUGGUUUUGGCAACUCUAGUGUUCUUGAGCAGGUCGUGCUCUUACUCACGUGAUAGACCCGAGGGUAGCCCUUUGACGAUCCUCCUCAAGGUAUUUUCUGCUGCAGCCUUCAAGUUAUUUGUUCCGCGACCUCCAAAUUUAAGUCAGUUCCACGGUGUGCCCGAGUACUCCGUCUUAGUACACGAAAUUCCUCCCCUUCGUUGCUGCAGGUGCUUAGAGAAGGCUGCAAUAAUAUUGCCAGAUCAAACUCUAGAGCAACAAGUGCAGAAUCAAUGGAAACUCAGCUCGCUCACUCAAGUCCGUAAUGCUCAAUACAUAAUAUUCAUGAUUCCGUUAGCAAUGGCCUUCGCUCUAUGGGGCCUGAUAUCAUCUCUUUCCUAUACUUACUUUGUUGAGCAAGCGAAAACUAUGAAUCGCAAGGUAGGAAGCCUUACCGUACCUAUUACAAUCCUCCUCUGGUCCUGGGCUCAAGGAAGACGACUAUUUCCCCGACUUAUAUGUUCCUUAUGGUACGCUCCCGUAACAGGCAUUACAAUGUCAAUGAUACUUGGCGUGGUGUGUUGCAUUACUGCUGGCAGUGUUGAGUCCCGGAGACUUGACAUGGUUAAAAAACAUGAUUUACUGCAUAAACCUGAUGCAGAAGUCCCGAUGAGUGUUUUCUGGCUCGUUCCACAGUUUGUGCUUCUUGGUGCAGUAGACGGCCUUUUGGAGUUCAGCACAGCUGCUAUUCUCCUGAACAAAUUUGUUUUCUCUUGGUGGAAAUUCAUGCUCACUUUUAUCAAUCUGGUGCAUGGUUUGGGAUGUUUCGGGAGCGUCCUGAUUGUGUACAUUGCUGGAGGGCUGAGCGAUGGAGAGGGACACUCAGGCUGGUUUCAGGACAGCCUGAACGAAAGUCGACUCGACAAGUACUAUUGGAUGCUGGCAUGGUUGAUAGCCUGUAAUGUUGUCCCAUACUGGAUGUUGACAUGCUGGUAUUCUUAUAUGAAUCAGAAAGAACAAAUUGAUCCUGGAGAGACUCAACCUUUUUGUUGCUGCUGCUGUUAGGCAAUCUCCCAUUUUUGUGAUUGCAUUCUGUAAAUCAAGGAUAAGUCUUUUGUAUCAUCUAUAAUUGGUUUCCAUCAAUAAGAAUGUGGACCUUCCAGCAA